Procambarus clarkii (red swamp crayfish) is the source of this 4808-nucleotide messenger RNA. Lineage: Eukaryota; Metazoa; Arthropoda; Malacostraca; Decapoda; Cambaridae. The record is from RefSeq and is a predicted model, not a curated record.
ACUCUGGCUGUUGUCGGGAGAUGCCGUGCUGCUCCUCAACUCCUCACACGCCCCAUACCCUAGGGCGCCACCACUCAUAUAUACAUCACUCGAGUGCAUUAUAAAAACGCACUCUAUUAUGCCUCACUCUUACAAGACACGAGGCGCAAUUUACAAACGAUUAACAGUUAAAUGAAAGCCUAAAUGAGAAGAAAAGCCGAUUAACAUCUAAAAUGAAAAUAAUAACGGUAGUGAGAAUAGGGAAAUAUAUCUGUAAGAUAAGUGACAUUACUCAAGUGUGAUGAAACAAUACGUGAGUCUUUUAAGUGUGUUUUAAGACAUUGCAUGAAUCUUCAAAUGUGAUGCUAGAAGAUAAAGGAAAGUAUAAGAUCGGGAAGGCGGAACUAGGCCUACCAGCGUUAUGGAAGGGGAACAUAGGCUGUUGGUGGUGCCUAUCUGGCUCUUACUCUCCUCCUCCAUCACACCUUCCGCUGUCGUCGACGCCAAACGACCAGGAGUGACGUCGGUGUGGGCGGUGAGCGGCGGGCGGGCGGAGCUGCCGUGUCCUCCCUCUCCUAAGGUGGUCGACGACCAGCCUCUCUUGGUGCUAUGGUACCUGUCCAGCAACACCUUCCCCGUCUACAGCUACGAUGCCAGGGUUGGGGAAUUCGAGGCCGGACAGAGGUGGGCUAACGAGGGUGUGCUGGGUGGGCGGGCGUUCUUCACCGCCCACGCCCACCCCCCAACACUAGUGCUGGAGCCCGCCCACGCCCACGACCAGGGCCUCUACACCUGCCGGGUGGACUACAGACUCUCUCCCUCCACCACCUCCGUCGUCAACCUCACCGUCGUCAUUCCGGCCGGGCCGCCCGUGGUGUUGUGGGGCGGCGUGGGCGUGCCCGGGGACCUGGGCCCCCUGGGUGAGGGGGAGAUGGUGCAGGUGGUGUGUCGUAGUGUGGGCGGCCGACCCCCACCUGUCCUGACCUGGUGGUGGCGUGGCUCCAGGCUUCCCAACCAGGUCACCAGCUCCACCACAAACCCCGCAUCAGAAGCGACGUCAGUGCAGGCAACGGUGGUGGUGGAGGCGACGAGGGAGAUGCAGGCAGCCACUCUUACCUGCCACGCCCACACGCCCGCACCCACCCACGCCAACGCCAUCCUUCAACCCCGCUCAACUUCAGUCACGCUCAAUAUUACCUUACCGCCGCUGGAGGUGAGGAUUCUGGGGUCCGGAGGGCCUGUGUCUGCCGGUCAGACACUAAGGUUGGUGUGUCGGGCUGUGGGCUCCCACCCUCCUGCACAAGUCACCUGGUGGCGGGGACACUCUCGUCUCACACACGUCUCUCACGCGUAUGAGGAGGGCGGGAAGGUGACGACGGCGACGCUGACGGUGGAGGUUGACCGGGACCACGACGGCGCCACCCUCGCCUGCACCGCCACCAACCCCCACCUCCCCUCACUCACCCUCACUCACUCCAUUAAGCUCAAGGUCUACUAUACUCCUGUCGUGAGUCUGGCGCUCAGCCGACACCUGGACGCCAGCCUCGUCAAGGAAGGAGAUGAUGUGUUCUUCGAGUGUUCCAUCCGGGCAAACCCCGUCAUCAACCGCAUCGACUGGUACCACAAUGGGGCGGAGGUGGUACACAAGGUGAGCGAGGGUGUGGUGGUGAGCGGCCUGAGCCUGGUGCUGAGGCGACUCCGACGGCGACACUCGGGCUCCUACACCUGCGCCGCCGCCAAUAUGCAAGGCCGGAACACCAGUAACGCUGUUCAUCUUACUGUUCGCUACUCUCCAGUGUGUGCUGGUGGCGUGCUCCAGCGUGUCCAGGGUGUGGCCAGAGGCACGCCCACCAUCAUCACCUGCAUGGUGGAGGCUGACCCCGCCCAGGGUGUGACGUGGGAGUGGGUGAGGCGCCUGGAGAAUGGUAUAGAACGCCAAGUGGCUGACCAGAGUGUAAGGAAAGAUGGACUCUCCUCCAGCGUCGUGGUGACUCCUCUCAUGCCAGAGGACUAUGGGGAGGUGUUGUGCCGUGCUGGCAACACUAUUGGUCGGCAGAGGACGCCCUGUGUAGUGACUCUGGUACCUGCAGGGCCCCCUGACACCCCUGCCAACUGUUCGGCCACCCCUACCGUCCGUACCGACCAAGAAUACAGUGCACACACCUCAUCCCUCACUGUCACCUGUUACGAAGGCUUUGAUGGUGGUUUCCCGCAAGAGUUCUUACUGGAGGCUUGGCAGGACGGUGAAAAUAUGGCCAACAUAACCAGUGAUUUUCCAGAGUGGGUUGUGGGCGGACUAGUAGGGGGGACGGGCGUGACGCUGCGCGUGACCGCUCUCAAUGCCCGAGGGCGGAGUGAGACCCUCCGUCUGGAGGUGCACACCGCCAGCGCCCAGCACCGUGCAGCCCACGGUACAGUAGACACGGAGAGCGCUGCCGUCGGUGUUCCAGCCAUGCUGGGAGCGGUGGUGGGCGUGGCCGCUGUGCUGCUGCUGCUCCUGGUGGUGAGUGUGGUCAUCGCUCGACACGCUCCUCCCCACAAGAACGCAAAUGGUCCGCACGACCACAUGCGGGCGGUAACUUCAGCCGGGGAUGGAUGGGAGUGCUAUGACCCAGACCUGGUGUCCUCGUCCCAGUGUCAACACCCCAGUCUAGAUGUGGUGGCCAACGCACACCACCAACACCAGUCCCUGGCACACGCACGUGCACAAACAGCCACACACAUACAGACCAAAGCUCAGACGCACACUCAAACACUCCCAAACACUAAACAUACAAAUGGACAAGUUGUGAAAUGUGUUGAUCAUACUCAAGAGGUAGCAGCAGUAUCUCAUGAAAGCGAGCCCAGCAGUGACUCUGAUGUGGAGUCAGUGGUGGAGGUGACUAACUCAACACCAGUGGGUCGACCCCAAAGGACUGAUAAAACCACUUAUAGAGCAGUGCCCACUAGAGAGCCAGGGCAGCCUACAGCUGGGGUAGCACCAUGUCUCACUCCUGCCCACAGCAACGAUCCCCUGAAUAGAGAUAGGCCUCACACCACGGAGAUUGAUGCUUCGCUCAUGCCUCUCACCAAAGGCACCGAUGUAUAUGCCCCUAAUUGCGCUCCUGCUAGUGCCGAAAGAAUAACAAAUUCUCCAAAGACAUUUAAGGCCAGUAAAGGUAUGACCAAAAAUCCAAAGACACGUAAUAGUAGAAAACUUGUGAGAUUUGUUGACAAUAAUGAAAACAACAAAAUGUCAGAGUUUCGACUACACAAGGAUGGGCAGACAGAGUCUCAAGGUGCCACAGCAUACAUUAAGCCUGCCAAAAGCACGAGUGUUAUAAUUCUUUCCAAAGAGGAGAAAAACAAAAAGUCUUCAGAAAUGACACCACCACCGAAACCACCAAGAGCAAUUAACCCCACCCUUGUCAGUGAUACCAAAGUUGAGCUAGGGAUUAAUCCCUCAAGCUCUCUACUUGCCAGACAUUCAGGAAAGCCUCGACUAUCACCACCAGCCGAACAUACUUCCGCUCCAGGUGUCUCCUCCAGCACCUCACCGAGGACUGCAGAGCAGCCUACACCAGCCGAGCAAGCUGCCCCCUGUGGAAACUUACACAACACCAACGUAGCUCCUCUUGCAGAAGACGAGGUGCGGGAUGCCUAUUCCAGCGUCCGGGAAACAGACAAGGGCCGUACGAGCACUGGGCAUGCCAGUCCUGGCAUCAUAGAGAGUGCCAUGUGACCCUUGCCUCCGAUAUGGCUCUCUGUUCUGCAUGUUAGCAAGAGAGCCAUGUCGAAGAAAUAAUAUUGAUGCCUGUAUCUUUAACUUAUAGAAUUCUUUGCAUUAGCAAGAAUCCACAUUAAUAUUGAGUUCUCCAGAGCGUUGGUUACAAAGUGGCUCUCAAGAGGACUGGGUGUGAAAUGUUCUCCAUAAACUGACAAGUCUCACUGACUGGGCCGAGAUGUGCAGUAACAGAGCUGACAUCAAUGAAAUAUUUCACGUCCACACUUAUAAUCAUAAUAAUAAUAAUAAUAAUAAUUUAUUUACAAGAUGGUACAAUGGGUUUGUGAGAUUACAUAAUAUUGGUAUUUUUACAUUCUUGGAAAACCACUAACACGCAUAUCGCUUCGUGCAGAGAAGUAAGAUCUUCCAUCACACGGACUUCAGUAGAAGUUACCUAGUUACCUAGAGCACUGCGUGGCUCCCAAUUCAUUUAGCUGACAUUGGUAAAAAACAAAAAAGUUACGGUCACCCCAAGAGAUGGAAUAUGCAUCUGAAAUAAUCUGAUUAAGGAGGCAUUCUACACAUGCCUCCUUAUUUCACCUCUGGUAAUAGCAAAAUUCUCCCACAAUGCUUGGCUUGAAACCGUCAUUUAGUACAAGUACCUACUAUUGUAUUUAAUUUAUAUUUUUUUACUAUUGUAAAAAUAUCCUUGAAUCUCUUGUUUAGUUCCUAAAGCACGCACCUGUCAUUCUUUGUAAAUCUAUCCUUCCUUAUCUUCAGUCUUAUCGACUGUUUCUUAGCUGUGGAUUUCAUUUUGAUGUGACUGUUAUGUAGUGUGAAUUGGGUCUUUGCUCUCUCCACUGACGUUUUCAAAAUUCUCCCUACUUCUCUUCUUACUCUUAAGGCAGUCAUUCCUGCCCCUCUAAUACCUGUCUCUGUUGUUCCUGUAGUGUGGUGUGUACCAGAUAAACUGAGGACCCCUUCCCCCCUCACUGAAUGUGCAGGCCUGAGAAUAAGCUUGUGAUGCAUGUAAACGAGUUAUCAACUCUAAUAUUUUUAAUGUCUGUAUAUGUUUUUUAUAACAAAAAGCUAUGUAUUUUUCUAACAGAUGAAUGUAAAACUUUUA